Molecule: messenger RNA, 1581 nt
Organism: Rhineura floridana
Lineage: Eukaryota; Metazoa; Chordata; Lepidosauria; Squamata; Rhineuridae
Gene: DCT
Product: dopachrome tautomerase
Exons: 8
Coding region: 1-1581 (526 amino acids)
Biological process (GO): ventricular zone neuroblast division; melanin biosynthetic process from tyrosine; positive regulation of neuroblast proliferation
Cellular component (GO): melanosome
Molecular function (GO): oxidoreductase activity; dopachrome isomerase activity
Source: RefSeq, a predicted model, not a curated record
AUGUCUUUCCUGCUGCAAUGGGGGCAGCUGAUUUUCUGUGCUUUCUUAGGGUGCCUGAGUCCUUUUUGGCUUCCAGAGGCCAUGGCACAAUUCCCACAAGUGUGUAUGACUGUGGAGAGGCUGCAGUCCAAGGAAUGCUGCCCAGCUUUGGGAUCUAAUCCUGACAAUGUGUGCGGUUCACAGCAAGGCAGGGGUGUCUGUGCAAAAGUGCUAGUCGACACCAGGCCCUGGAGUGGCCCCUAUACCCUUCGCAACGUGGACGAUCGGGAGCAAUGGCCACUGAAGUUCUUCAACAGAAGUUGCCAGUGCACAGGAAACUUUGCUGGCUACCAUUGCGGGGACUGCAAAUUUGGCUGGGCAGGGCCCAACUGUGAUGAAAAGAAGCCUCUGGUUGUCCGGAAGAACAUCCAUGCCUUGACCGAGGAAGAGCGAGAACAAUUCUUGGAUGCUCUCAACCGUGCCAAGACCACUGUUCAACCAGACUAUGUGAUUGCUACCCAGCAUUGGCUGAGUCUGCUCGGUCCCAGUGGAAGUGACCCGCAAGUUGCAAAUUGCAGCAUUUAUAACUACUAUGUGUGGCUUCAUUAUUACUCCGUCAGAGCCACUCUGUUAGGACCAGGACGUCCCUUCACAGCAAUGGACUUCUCCCAUCAAGGACCCGCCUUUGUUAGUUGGCAUAGAUACCACUUGCUGCAGCUGGAAAGAGAUUUGCAGCGGAUGAUUGGGAAUGAUUCCUUCGCAUUGCCUUAUUGGAAUUUCGCUACAGGCGGAAAUGAAUGUGAUGUGUGCACUGAUCAGCUUCUUGGAGCAUCGAGUCCAGACAACCCAAACCUAAUAAGUCAGAAUUCAAGGUUUUCACAAUGGGAGAUAGUAUGCAAUAGUUUGGACGACUAUAACAGUCUGGUUAUACUUUGUAAUGGGUCCAACGAAGGGCUUCUGCAGAGGAACCCAUUUAGCAAAGUUGGAGAUCGGCUACCGACCAUGGAAGAUGUUCAAAACUGCCUCUCUCUUCAAGACUUUGAUAAGCCACCUUACUUUUGGAAUUCUACUUUUAGCUUCAGGAAUACUCUGGAAGGCUUUGAUAAAUCUGAUGGAACCCUGGAGGCACCAGUAGUGAGCCUUCAUAACUUGGUUCACUCUGUCUUGAAUGGAACUAAUGCCUUCCCUCAUUCUGCAGCUAAUGAUCCCGUCUUUGUGGUCCUACAUUCCUUUACGGAUGCCAUUUUUGAUGAAUGGAUUAAACGCUUUCACCCGUCUGACAGUGUGUGGCCUGAAGAACUGGCACCCAUUGGCCACAACCGGAUGUUCAACAUGGUGCCUUUUUUCCCUCCUGUCACCAACAAGGAAAUGUUUCUAACUGCAGAAGAACUUGGCUACAGCUAUGCCAUUGACCUGCCUGAAUCAGCUGAAGAGGCCCGUGCUUGGGCUAUUACGGUUGGAUCCACCAUCGGAGGAGCUCUGAUUGCUUUAGUUGUGCUGGUCCUUCUGCUUGUCCUCUUCCAGCGCAGGAGACACCGGAGAGGAUUUGAACCUCUACUAAACGCAAGGUUCACUGUGAAGAAAUACAGCGAAGAAGCCUAA